AAUAUGGUGGCAUCCUUCCUGGCUACUUGAAUGAAGUACGAAGCUAGAGUUGAAGACCGGCAGGCAGGGCAUAAGUGAUCAUGGGAAAGCAGGGACAAUGCAAGGCUGGUGGCUCUUCAAAGACUUACGUUCUGAAGCUGGACAUGCACUGCCAAUGCUAUGGAUGUGUGAAGAAGAUCAAGGACGGGGUGAAGGAGAUGAGCCUUUCACAAGCUGCAGGGGUGGAGCGAGCUGAUGUUUCAGCAGAGACAGAGACCGGAGAGGUGAGGGUGAGAGUGACGGGUGGAGUGGACAUGGACCCUCUGAAGCUCUGCUGCCUGCUGCAAGAGGCAACCAAGAAGAAGUGUGUGAGGAUACUACUCGAAGAAGAAGAGAGCGUCCCAUCGACAGGACCAGGACGCAUUGCAAGGCCUGGGCAAACCAACAACACCUCUCUGUUUGGUCAGGUGUCGUCGGACUGGGUGGCUCCGGAGGCUGCUGGUGGGUGGCGGCGACACGGCGCGGGCACCUUCCACGCAACCGCCCCAAGCGCCCCGCCGCUGCCGUUGGAGGAACAACUAGAAGCGGCGGCGGCAUGGAGCGAGACGACGGCGCCUUCGGAGCGGUGCCGGUACCGAUGGGCGGCGCCUGGUAGCACGCUUGGCGUGUGGGCUGCGUCAGAGAUCACCGGGACAUUGGCCAUGUACGAGCUGUGAUGUGAAAACCACCACCCAUAUUGUAAAACGAAGCAAUAAUGCCGUUGAUAGAUGGCUUGCUUCCUAUACUUAGUACUCCGUACAAUAUACUACUAUAUACUUUCUCUAUCCUAAA
Messenger RNA from Sorghum bicolor (sorghum), 810 nucleotides. RefSeq lists its product as uncharacterized. The transcript is spliced from 4 exons. Bases 81 to 695 code for a protein of 204 amino acids. The record is from RefSeq and is a predicted model, not a curated record. Gene Ontology annotation, molecular function: metal ion binding. NCBI's taxonomy places the organism in Eukaryota, Viridiplantae, Streptophyta, Magnoliopsida, Poales, Poaceae.